Molecule: messenger RNA, 1257 nt
Organism: Zingiber officinale
Lineage: Eukaryota; Viridiplantae; Streptophyta; Magnoliopsida; Zingiberales; Zingiberaceae
Exons: 2
Coding region: 1-1257 (418 amino acids)
Source: RefSeq, a predicted model, not a curated record
AUGGAGGAGUCUGGCCGCAUUCACGUCACUCUGACCGCUGGAGAGUACGAGCUCUUCAAGGAGGCAAAAAGAUUGGCAGCCUCUGUGAGACAGGCAACUAUCUCACGACCGCGACAAGCCCCUACUGAAGCUUCCAAGGAGCCCCUCCCUGUUUCAGAUCGGGGUUCCAAAAGAAAGCAGCCUGAGGUAUUUCCUCAACAUCCUUAUCGUGAGCCUGGUAUAGGAUAUUAUCAGCCAGAGCUCCAAGCACAAAGCCUUAAGAAGGAGCAGCCUCAAGCAUCUAUGGCUGAGAGUUCACAACCGCAGGAUUCGAAGAAGGGAAAGGCCCUUGUCAUACCUGAGUUCACUCGAGACUCCAAGCGGGCUACCGAGAUGGGAUUGCCUCCGCCCGAGCUAGCUCCUCAGUUGAUCAAGAUGAUGGAAGAACAAAGGGUCUCCGGACAGGCCGGACCAUCUCGUCCUGACCUCGCGGGACCUAGCACUCAUCAGCCUAGCUGGGGAAAAGAGCCAGAAGGAUCACGAGAGGUCGAGAACAGAGGCAAUGCAGCUGUCAGAGAAAUCGUCAUGAUCUCUGGAGGGCCGGCUGACGGAGAUUCAGGGAGGGCACGUAAGUCUCAUGUUCAGCACUUGGAGGUUCAUGUCGUCAGGUGCAGUAAGGAGCAAGCUGCUAGCCCUGUUAUUAGCUUUAGGCCAACAGACCUGGAGGGCCUGAAGUUGCCUCAUGACGAUGCGCUCAUCAUCAAAGCCGUCAUUGCCAAUAGCCGAUUGGUUCGGGUUUUUGUUGACACUGGGAGCUCGGUCAACAUUCUAUUCAGGACUGCAUUUGAAGAGAUGCAGAUUGAUGCUGCUGAACUUCAGCCAGUAGCUACAUCUUUAUAUGGAUUCACAGGCAAUGAAGUGAAGCCUAUGCGUCAGAUUAAGCUGGCUAUAUCCUUGGGCACCAAGCCACUGGUGCGCACAAGGAAGAGCGCGUUUAUAGUAGUGGACUCCCCUUCUUCUUACAACGUUAUCUUAGGGAGGCCCGCUUUGUAUGAAUUUAGGGCUGCUGUCUCGACCUUUCACCAAAAAAUCAAGUUUCCUAUGGGUGAGCAGGUCGGGGUAGUUAAAGGAGAACAGAAGGUUUCUCGGCGGUGCUAUAUUGACAUAGUCCGAGUUGAAGCUCGGAAAAAUCAAAGGAUGCAGGAUGGAGGAGUUCAUGUCGUUCAAGAGGAGUCUCUUUCUAUAGCUGAAGAGCCCAUCCCUUGGGAAGAAGUAUAA